Messenger RNA from Ananas comosus (pineapple), 1347 nucleotides. RefSeq names its product probable glucan endo-1,3-beta-glucosidase BG4. NCBI's taxonomy places the organism in Eukaryota, Viridiplantae, Streptophyta, Magnoliopsida, Poales, Bromeliaceae. Gene Ontology annotation, biological process: carbohydrate metabolic process. Gene Ontology annotation, molecular function: hydrolase activity, hydrolyzing O-glycosyl compounds. Bases 29 to 1069 code for a protein of 346 amino acids. Gene Ontology annotation, cellular component: plasma membrane. The record is from RefSeq and is a predicted model, not a curated record. The transcript has a single exon.
UUAAUAUGAUGAUUAUUGAAUAAAGUGGAUGUCAAAUAUACAUAAUAUUUUGGUAUGUAUAAGUAGUAUUCGUUAUUUUUAUAAUACCGACGGCGUCGCAGCUCCUCUUCCUUCCAACGUGGGUGUGUGUUAUGGAACUCUGGGCGACAACCUGCCGCCCCCAAGCAAAGUCAUAUCCCUCAUGCAGAAAUGCAACAUCCUCAAGCUCCGGCUCUACGACCCCAACCCCGACGUGCUGGCGGCGCUGCAGGGCUCCAACCUCCUCGUCUCCUACGGCGUCAAGAACCAAGACUUGGCCGCCAUCGCCGGCGGCGUCGACCGAGCCCGGUCCUGGGUCGACCAGUUCUACGUCCCCUACCAGAACCUCAACGUCGCGGAGAUCAUCGUCGGCAACGAAGUCGUCCCCGGCGACCUCGCCCGCUAUGUCGUGCCCGCCAUGCGCAACCUUCAUGCUGCGUUCAGGAGCUCCAACUUCAGUAUUACAAUCACCACCGCCAUUUCAUCAGCGACACUGACCAACACCUACCCGCCGUCACACUCCGCUUUCACCAACGGAGCUAUUAACGUGAUGGCGGAGUUAGUCGGCUUCCUGAAGUCCUCGGGGAUGCCGCGCAGCAUGCUGUACGUGCACCUGUACCCGUACUUCGCGUACGCGGCCGACCCCGCGAACGUGCGGCGGGACUACGCGUUGUUCAAGGCGCGGGAGCCGGUGGUGGUGGACGGGAACCUGACGUACUACAACCUGUUCGACGCGAUGUACGACGGGUUCGCGUGGGCGAUGGAGAAGAUCGGCGGAGAGGGGGUCCAGCUGGUGGUGGGGGAGACCGGAUGGCCGUCGGCGGGGAAUGGGGAGUUCACGACGCCGGCGCUGGCGCAGACGUACGUGACGAACAUGUACCGCCACGUGGUGAACGACGACCGGACGCCGAAGAACCCGAACAAGGGGCUCGGCGGCGUGCUCGCCUUCGCGUUGUUCGACGAGGACCGGAAGCCGGCCGGAGUCGAGCAGAACUUCGGGCUGUACUAUCCGUCCAUGCAGCCGGUCUAUUCCUCUCCUUUCAGCUGCUGAUCAUUCCUUUUUUAUGGUAUGAAAUGAGCAUGCCCACUACCUGUGCACUCAAAAAGAUGAAACAUAAAUCUUACAUCGAUUGAUAAUAAAAAAAAUUUAAUUUUUUGGAUAUACAGAGAGGAAAGAUUUAUGAACAUUUUUGGAAGUAGUAUUUGCCAGAUUAUAUAUUAUGGGUGUGUAGAUCUGUUAUGUAAUGUAUGCAAGUGGAAUGUAUCCAGAAAUAAAUGGACAAAAGUUAAUUUAGUGGACACCUGAGCUGACCCAGCUCUGUUUGGGGA